Messenger RNA from Tupaia belangeri chinensis (Chinese tree shrew), 1738 nucleotides. RefSeq names its product lumican (gene LUM). Gene Ontology annotation, molecular function: protein binding; collagen binding. The transcript has 3 exons. The coding region runs from base 354 to 1379 and encodes 341 amino acids. NCBI's taxonomy places the organism in Eukaryota, Metazoa, Chordata, Mammalia, Scandentia, Tupaiidae. The record is from RefSeq and is a predicted model, not a curated record.
UGGUUAAAACUAUGGUAUUUGAGCGAGUUAAAGAUGUAUCUCUCUCCCAUUCCAUAGGGAAUGAGCCGAGCUGUCCUUGUACACCACGUCCACCUGCACUUCGUUAGAGAGCAGUGUGUUCACAUGCCACACCACAAGCUCCCCACGAUGACAUAACUCCAUUCAGAGACUGGCGUGACGGGACUGUUUCCCCCCACCCCUCUUCAGCUCUUGUAUCACUAAGAAUCUGGCAGCCAGUUCCAUCCUGACAGAGUUUACAGCAUAUAUUGGUGGAUUCUUGUUCCUAGUGCAUCUGCUUUAAGAAUUAAGGAAAGCAGUCUCAGGACAGUAAGGAUUCAACCCAUUUGCCGAAAAUGAAUCUAAGUACAUUUAUUGUCUUCUUGACAUUAAUUGGGGUUAGUGUUGCUGGUGGUGGUUACUACUAUGAUUAUGACUCACCCCUAUCAAUUUAUGGGCUAUCAUCACCAAACUGUGCCCCAGAAUGUAACUGCCCUGAAAGCUAUCCAACUGCCAUGUACUGUGAUGGAUUGAAGUUGAAAAGUGUGCCAAUGGUGCCUCCUGGAAUCAAGUACCUUUACCUUAGAAAUAACCAGAUUGAUCACAUUGAUGAAAAGGCCUUUGAGAAUGUCACUGAUUUGCAGUGGCUCAUUCUAGACCACAACCUUCUAGAAAACUCCAAGAUAAAAGGGAGAAUUUUCUCUAAAUUGAAACAACUGAAGAAGUUGCAUAUCAACUAUAACAAUCUGACAGAGUCUGUGGGCCCACUUCCCAAAUCUCUGGAGGAUCUGCAGCUUACUCAUAACAAGAUCUCAAAGCUCGGCUCCUUUGAGGGACUGGUGAAUCUGACCUUCAUCCAUCUCCAACACAACCAGCUGAAAGAGGAUGCUAUUUCAGCCGCAUUCAAAGGUCUUAAAUCACUCGAGUACCUGGACUUGAGCUUCAACCAGAUGACCAAACUCCCUUCUGGUCUCCCAGUAUCUCUUUUGACUCUCUACCUAGACAACAAUAAGAUCAGCAACAUCCCUGAUGAGUAUUUCAAGCGUUUUAGUGGGCUGCAGUAUCUGCAUUUAUCUCACAACGAACUGGCUGACGGUGGAGUACCUGGAAAUUCUUUUAAUGUAUCAUCCUUGAUUGAACUGGAUCUCUCCUAUAAUAAACUUAAAAGCAUACCAACUGUCAACGAAAACCUCGAAAACUAUUACCUGCAAGUCAAUGAACUUGAAAAGUUUGAGGUAAAGAGUUUCUGUAAGAUCCUGGGACCCUUAUCCUACUCCAAGAUCAGGCAUUUGCGCUUGGAUGGCAAUCGCAUCACCCAAAUCAACCUGCCGCCUGAUAUGUUUGAAUGUCUACGUGUCGCAAAUGAAAUCGCCCUUAAUUAAUAUCUGCUGACCCCAACUAUAUUGUGAUGUAUCCUAAAACAAUACUUUAUGGUUCUGAUUUUUUUUUUAUGUGUCAGAUUUGGUAGUAUCCAUUUUUAUUUGUUGUUUAGUACUUGCAUGGAUUUUAAAAUCUGAGGGAAAAUGUUUUGUAAACAUUUACUACUUUUUUUUUUUAAGAAAAGAUGAAAGGCAGGCCUAUUUCAUCACAAGAACACACACAUACACACAUAGAUACCAAACUCAAUGCUUUAUUUGUAGAUGUAGUGUUUUCUUUAUCUCUAUUGUCAAAUUAUUUGCAAAGCCAUUUACUGGUUGCAUGGCAGUCAGCCAAGUUUUGUGAGCUCUACAUCUUAACUUAA